Molecule: messenger RNA, 1023 nt
Organism: Caenorhabditis briggsae
Lineage: Eukaryota; Metazoa; Nematoda; Chromadorea; Rhabditida; Rhabditidae
Exons: 3
Coding region: 1-1023 (340 amino acids)
Biological process (GO): synaptic transmission, cholinergic; protein localization to cell surface
Cellular component (GO): neuronal cell body; intracellular membrane-bounded organelle; neuron projection
Source: RefSeq, a predicted model, not a curated record
AUGCCGCCUCUGACCGUUAACGAGAUAUGGACCCCAAAAACCGACAAAAAUCGAUACGAAGCCGUUCUGGAAUUCGAGUUGGCAAAUCCAUUGGCGAGUGAUUUAACAAAGAACUUUCUCAAAAACAAAAAGUGUGUCAAAUGGAUCAUGGAAUCCCGCAUAACAACCAUCAAACACCCCAUCAAGCCACGUCAUCUUCUGAAAUCCGCCAUCGAAGCCUACAUCCUCUACAAGGACCGAAAAUCCAGCGGAAAUUUCAAAUUUCCCGCCAAACUCCACCCGCUCAUCGCCACCACGCCUUCAGGCAUCAUUCAGGAGACGUUAUCAAAAAUUUUGGAUCCAGAAAAUUCUGAAUAUUUAUCACUGAAGAAGGCAAAAAAGAGAGUGGAAAACGCGUCGGGAAUGAAGAUUCUAGUGGAAUUGACGUCGAAUCAGAAGGCGAUUCAGAUGAAGGAUUCUGAAGACGUGGAGGAUUCAGAAGACGAAGAAGACGUUGACAUCGAACGUCUUCUAAAAUAUUCUAGAAAAAUUUCACGUGAAAUAGACGAAAAGAGGAAAAUAGAAAUGGAUGAGAUACUGGAAAAAGCAGAUCCCGAGAAAAUUUGGUUAAAAAUGUCUGAAAAUUCGGAAAACUUGGAGAUGAACGAAGACAUGAUGAAGAAGAAGACGUCGCUGAAGAAAAUCGCCAAAAAGCAGAAGAAAAAUGUGAGAAAUCGAUCGAAAAAAUUGGUGGAGGCGUCAGAUGAUUCAGAUCAAGAUGGCGUGAUCUGUUUAGAAGACACUUCAGAAGACGUGAAGAAUAAAGAUCCCGCGAAGUCCAAAAAUAAAAAAAGGAAGGAUCCAGAAGAGUUCCCAGAAGACAUUUCAAAUUCUGAAUCCAAAAAAUCUGAAAAAAGAAAACGUCGAAGUACAAAAGACGUGACGGAUUCUGAAUCCAAAUUUACUAAAACGAAGAAGAAGAAGAAGACUUCUGAUGACGUGCCAACUUCGGAAGACUUAACCGGGAGACGUGGCGGAUUCUGA